CGGGGCCGGCCGGGCCCGAGCAGCGGGAGCAUGGCGCUGAAACGGAUCCAGAAGGAACUGACUGACUUACAGAGGGAUCCGCCUGCUCAGUGUUCUGCAGGACCUGUAGGUGAUGACUUGUUCCACUGGCAGGCGAGCAUCAUGGGCCCGAAUGACAGUCCUUACCAAGGAGGUGUUUUUUUCCUGACCAUCCACUUCCCUACAGAUUAUCCUUUCAAGCCCCCAAAGGUUGCUUUCACUACCAAAAUCUAUCACCCUAAUAUAAACAGCAGUGGCAGCAUCUGCCUGGACAUCCUGAGGUCACAGUGGUCCCCAGCAUUGACUGUGUCCAAAGUUCUCUUGUCCAUCUGUUCUCUUCUCUGCGACCCCAACCCUGAUGACCCACUGGUGCCAGAAAUAGCCCACACCUACAAGGCCGACAGAGAGAAAUACAACAGACUAGCAAGAGAGUGGACACAGAAAUAUGCUAUGUAAGUGCCUCGAAGAUUCCAUGGGAGACACUGUCCAAGAGAAGCUUGCCAGGCAGAGUGGCCUUCCUGUGAAGCUCUGAGCUAUUGGCUAAGGCACUCACAGAACAUCCGUUCACACGCGAGUUGGCCACUCGCUUCCUCUGGCUGCAGCAUGUUGGUGAUGCCACUUUCAGCCAUUGUGGCCUUGACAGUAUCACACCUUUGAUGCCAAAUCAGCAACCAUCCUUAUGAUCUACAGUCUUCCUGGUUACUGCCUGUCUCUGGGGAAUCAAGCCAUGCAUGCCUCCCCUACUUGUCCUCAAAUGGUGUCACCCAGUCUGUUCCCUAACCACAUGGCCUUUGCCUUUAGAACACAGUGCUAUCCUGAGGGCCCAGGGCAGAGUGGGCUUUCUUCACACUCUGUCUGCCACAGAACCAUGUCCUCAGGAGCUCCUGGGAACUGGAAGAGCAAUCCGUAAGAGUGCUUCCGCUGUCCUCCACCUCCGCCCUCUGUAGUGCUAUAUGCUGCAUUCCUCUCCUCACACCCACAGCAAGUGGGGAACAUCAGGAUGUAUAAAGCAUGUAACACCCCAGAAGGAGGAUGACGUCAGACAGAGAGGUGGGGUUAAGCUUUUGUAUGUGGUGAGGCUUUCCCCACUCUUCUCCCAUAAGAAUAAGACAUUCACAGACUGGAACACAUGGAAGGAGAGGAACUUCAAAUACAAAUAAAAAUGAAAUUCCUU
Messenger RNA from Microtus ochrogaster (prairie vole), 1192 nucleotides. It is a transcript of the gene Ube2d4, whose product is annotated as ubiquitin conjugating enzyme E2 D4. The record is from RefSeq and is a predicted model, not a curated record. NCBI's taxonomy places the organism in Eukaryota, Metazoa, Chordata, Mammalia, Rodentia, Cricetidae.